Messenger RNA from Rubroshorea leprosula, 1796 nucleotides. The record is from the annotation of a GenBank genome assembly. Lineage: Eukaryota; Viridiplantae; Streptophyta; Magnoliopsida; Malvales; Dipterocarpaceae.
AAUAAAAUUAAUAGUGUUCUAGCUGCUUAUUUUCUCUCCAUUAUUCCUUUGAGCAAAACUUUGCACCCAGGAGAGAACAAAAUGUUGAGCUUGAAUAAGUUGGUAGAGCAACAUGAAGCUUCUUUAUUCUUAUCCACCAUCCUAGUCAUCUUCUUCAUAGCUCUGUUCAGAUCUCUCCUCUUAUGUCUUUCAAGAAAUAGAAGAAGAUUACCACCUUCUCCACUAAAACUCCCAAUUAUUGGAAACCUUCACAACAUCGGGUUGUACCCUCACCGCUCACUUUGGCACUUAGCUCAGCACUUCGGGCCACUCAUGCUGCUUCAUUUUGGUGCUGCGGAGGUACUUAUUGUGUCCUCCGCUGAUGGUGCCCAAGAGAUCAUGAAAACCCAUGAUAUCAUAUUUGCAAACAGGCCGAGAUCAAUAGCUUUCCAGAAGCUCCUGUACAAUUAUAAAGACAUUUCAUCUGCACCCUACGGGGAGUACUGGAGGCAAAUCAAAAGCAAAACAGUGCUACAUCUUCUGAGUAACAAAAGGAUCCAGUCCUUUUGUGCUGUGAGAGAAGAAGAAACAGCCUUAAUGAUUGAUGAGAUUGAAAGUGCUAGUUCUUCUUCUUUGCCCAUAAAUCUAAGUGAAAUUUUUGCAGAACUAACCAACAAUGUUGUGUGCAGAGUGGCUUUGGGAAAAAAAUAUGGAGGGGAAAGUGGAAGGAAGUUCUCGAAGCUUUUGAGUGAGUUUGUGGAGCUCUUGGGUGUUUUCAAUGUGGGGGACUUUAUUCCAUGGCUUGCUUGGGUGAGCCAUGUUAAUGGAAUGGAUGCUAGAAUGGACAAAGUGGCCAAAGAUUUUGAUGAUUUUUUAGAAGGAGUAGUCGAGGAGCAUAUGACUCAGCAAAAGAAAGGGCCAAAUAUUGACUCUGUUAAUGGUGAAGAGCAAAAGGAUUUUGUGGAUGUUUUGCUUUGGAUUCAAAGGGAAGACUUGGCUGGCUUCAAAAUUGAUAGAGUUAGCAUCAAGGCUGUUAUUCUGGAUACUUUUGCAGCCGGUACUGACACCACAUACACAUCCCUAGAAUGGGCAAUGACAGAACUCUUGAGGCACCCAAAUGUUAUGAAACAACUGCAAAAGGAGGUGAGAGAGAUUGCAGGUGAAAAAGCAGACAUAAAAGAGAAGGAUUUGGAGAAGUUGCAUUACUUGAAGGCUGUGAUCAAAGAGACUUUCCGUCUACACCCUCCAAUUCCCUUGUUAGUACCCAGAGAAUCAGCUCAAGAUGUUGAAGUAAUGGGCUACAACAUUGCAGCAGGAACUCGGGUUAUUGUGAAUGCUUGGGCAAUUGGAAGAGACCCCGUGUCAUGGGAACAACCAGAAGAAUUCAUUCCAGAGAGGUUUUUAAACAGCAGCAUAGAUUUCAAAGGGCAUGACUUCCAGUUAAUUCCUUUUGGGUCUGGAAGGCGGGGUUGUCCUGGUGUUCUCUUUGCUACAACAAUCAAUGAGCUUUUCUUAGCAAAUCUUGUGCACAAGUUUGAUUGGACUUUGCCCGGUGGAACAAAAGAAAAUGAUACAGAUAUGAGCGAAUCCAUUGGCCUCACCAUACACAGAAAAUUUCCUCUUAUUGCUAUUGCAAAUAAAUGUUCUUGCUAGUGUAAGACAUACUGUAUACGUACAUAUUUUAUGAAUUCAUAGAAAAUCAGCUUUGGAACAAUUAAGCACAGUUUGGAAUCAUUAUAUUUUUCUAAUGUCACUUUUAGAGUGCUUCUCUUAAAACAGUCAUAACCUUAGGAAUGUAAUUAAGUGCUAAAUUGAUA